ACAGGAAGACUCACUUCUGACCUUCAGUAACUUUUGGUUGGAAGUUGACAGUUCACAGUGAGACAUCAUGGGGGUCGCAGCUCUUUGCUUCAGACUCUUAAUAUCUGUGAUCGUCCUGCAACGUGCACACGGUCAGGAAGGCAAUGCAGUUUUGCAGGUUGUCCCAAACAAACUGCAGUUCUUUGAAUAUGACACUGUAAGUUUUCUUUGCAAAGGCCUCGAUAGCUCAUCCGAAUGGAAAGUUGUACAUAACUCCAGGAGAAAAUCCCUUCAAUGUUCUAAUACCAGGACACCAACAACACUGACAUGCACCUUCAAAGGUAUUUAUAAAGAGGAAAGUGGAGAAUACUGGUGUGAAGCUGGAGCGAAGAAGAGAACUAACAGUGUCGUCAUCACUGUUACUCCUGGUUCCGUCAUCCUGGAGAGUCCUGCUCUUCCUGUAUCAGAGGGAAAGGAAGUGACUUUGCGUUGCAGAAACAAGAUGACCUCCAGCUCUAUCUUCAUGACUUAUUUCUAUAAAGAUGGAGUCCUCAUGCACAACAGUACCACAGGAAACCUGAUCAUCCACAAUGUGUUCAAGUCAGAUGAAGGACGGUACAAGUGUAGGAUCUCUGCAGCUGGAGAGUCUGCAGAGAACUGGCUGAAUGUUACAGCUGGUUCCGUCAUCCUGGAGAGUCCUGCUCUUCCUGUAUCAGAGGGAAAGGAAGUGACUUUGCGUUGCAGAAACAAGACGACCUCCAGCUCUAUCUUCACGACUUAUUUCUAUAAAGAUGGAGUCCUCAUGCACAACAGUACCACAGGAAACCUGAUCAUCCACAAUGUGUUCAAGUCAGAUGAAGGACGGUACAAGUGUAGGAUCUCUGCAGCUGGAGAGUCUGCAGAGAACUGGCUGAAUGUUACAGCCUCAGGUUUUAAACUAGGUGGACCCAUUACUCAUCUUUCCUGUGGUGAUGCUGUCCCAUGGAUCGUCAGCACUAUCCUGUUGACAGUUCUGCUGUGCUUCUCUACCUGUCGACACCUGCACCUGGAUCAGACUCAGCAGAAGAAACAACAGGUUGUUUGUGGAACCAGCUCUAUAUGA
Messenger RNA from Sphaeramia orbicularis (orbiculate cardinalfish), 1081 nucleotides. RefSeq names its product low affinity immunoglobulin gamma Fc region receptor II-like. Gene Ontology annotation, cellular component: external side of plasma membrane. NCBI's taxonomy places the organism in Eukaryota, Metazoa, Chordata, Actinopteri, Kurtiformes, Apogonidae. Gene Ontology annotation, biological process: cell surface receptor signaling pathway; immune response. Bases 68 to 1081 code for a protein of 337 amino acids. Gene Ontology annotation, molecular function: transmembrane signaling receptor activity. The transcript is spliced from 8 exons. The record is from RefSeq and is a predicted model, not a curated record.